AUGAAGACGAUCCCCAUCAUCCGCGACAAGCGAGUCCAUCCUGCCACUGACGGCGCUUACAGCUAUGACGUUGAGACUGGGGAUGGCAUCGUCAGGCACGAGUCUGGCGGUCCAUGUGGCGCUCAACAGGGAACCUUGGUUCUGUCCAUGCUGCUGGUUGCGUCUGUGGCUGAGAGACAUUCCGUCUCCUACGACGCCAGUGCAUCCCGCCCAUCCUCACCUGUACAACAGAUUCCCAUCAUCCGCGACGAGAGAGUCCAUCCUGCCGCUGACGGAACUUACAGCUUUGACGUUGAGACUGGGGAUGGCAUCGUCAGGCACGAGUCUGGCGGUCCAGGUGGCGCUCAACAGGGAACCUUGGUUCUGUCCUUGCUGCUGGUUGCGUCUGUGGCUGAGAGACAUUCCGUCUCCUACGACGCCAGUGCAUCCCGCCCAUCCUCACCUGUACAGCAGAUUCCCAUCAUCCGCGACGAGAGAGUCCAUCCUGCCGCUGACGGAACUUACAGCUUUGACGUUGAGACUGGGGAUGGCAUCGUCAGGCACGAGUCUGGCGGUCCAGGUGGCACUCAACAGGGAACCGUCAGCUUCACCUUCACAAAUGGUCAAGUCUUCAGUCUCCAGUUCGUCGCUGAUGUUAACGGUUACCAACCUCAGUCGCCCUUCCUACCCGUCGCCCCUGCAUUCCCCCACCCAAUCCCCGCCCACGCCCUCGAGCAGAUCGAACGUGGUCGACUCGAACUUGAAGCUCGCGCCCGUGAAGAGCAACGUCAGUCCUCAAGCCAGGGACAAGCCGCACCUGCUAGCCACUACGGCCAACCUUAG
Molecule: messenger RNA, 822 nt
Organism: Penaeus indicus
Lineage: Eukaryota; Metazoa; Arthropoda; Malacostraca; Decapoda; Penaeidae
Exons: 5
Coding region: 1-822 (273 amino acids)
Cellular component (GO): chitin-based extracellular matrix
Molecular function (GO): structural constituent of chitin-based larval cuticle
Source: RefSeq, a predicted model, not a curated record